Molecule: messenger RNA, 1030 nt
Organism: Chanos chanos (milkfish)
Lineage: Eukaryota; Metazoa; Chordata; Actinopteri; Gonorynchiformes; Chanidae
Product: transcription factor BTF3 homolog 4-like
Exons: 6
Coding region: 82-564 (160 amino acids)
Source: RefSeq, a predicted model, not a curated record
UACUCUUUAGCAACAUCCUUAUCCGCCGCGUGCUUGCUGUACACCCUGUGGGAAUAGUCUCGUGUCAUCUCAGCUGGCAUAAUGAAUCAAGAGAAGCUUGCCAAACUACAGGCCCAGGUCCGGAUAGGUGGAAAAGGGACAGCACGCCGGAAGAAAAAGGUUGUUCACAGAACAGCAACAGCUGAUGAUAAAAAACUGCAAAGUUCAUUAAAGAAACUUGCUGUAAACAACAUCGCAGGUAUAGAGGAGGUUAACAUGAUCAAAGACGACGGCACGGUCAUCCACUUUAACAACCCCAAAGUGCAGGCAUCUCUGUCGGCCAACACGUUCGCCAUCACGGGUCACGGAGAGACCAAGCAGCUCACGGAGAUGCUGCCCGGUAUCCUGAGCCAGCUGGGUACGGACAGCCUGUCUAGUCUACGCAAACUGGCAGAGCAACUCCCACGGCAGGCUCUUGACAGCAAAGCAUCUAAACCUAAGAAUGCUGAUGAAGAGGAGGAGGAUGAUGAUGUACCAGAUCUCGUAGAAAACUUUGACGAGGCAUCGAAGAACGAAGCCAAUUAAGUCGUCCGUAUCCUAACGGGGACUCAUACGGCAGCUGUGCAUACGAUGACUGAACACAGACCUGUGUUUAAAACCCGAGUCCAGCAAUCAUGUUUUACACUGAUAUCAUCAAAGUCAACUCCAGCAGAACCAAACAGACUUUGUUUUUUCUACCAACCUUCAACCCGUAGGAUCCUGCCUUUGGCCAUGGGCACCUCGGUCCAAAUGCUACAGUCCAGAUAUUUGACAUAGUCUCCAGGGUUAGGGAGAAGUGUUAUUGUCAGGGUUUUUUUUUUUUUUUGGAAAAUGGUGAAUUAAAUAUACUAAUGUUUGUGUUCACUUUCUUCCCUACAUCAUGCAGAUUCCCUUUUUUUCCCUUUGUAUUUGACAGGAACAAAAGAUUGUACUCUUCAUAAGAAGUAAAAUUUGGUUUGGACACAUGUAUUGUUAAAAUAAAUAAAUAAAAGGAGGUUAAGCAAGUUAGGAA